Messenger RNA from Rosa chinensis, 2243 nucleotides. Its product is annotated as protochlorophyllide-dependent translocon component 52, chloroplastic. Lineage: Eukaryota; Viridiplantae; Streptophyta; Magnoliopsida; Rosales; Rosaceae. The record is from RefSeq and is a predicted model, not a curated record. Bases 491 to 2140 code for a protein of 549 amino acids. Gene Ontology annotation, molecular function: 2 iron, 2 sulfur cluster binding; chlorophyllide a oxygenase activity. The transcript has 8 exons.
AGGGUGAUUGAAUAAUGGAUGGUACUGUUGUCGGUGUAAUGCUGUUUGUCGGUGUAAUGGGGAAAGUGUACAGAGGCGCUGAAAAUGCUUGGGAUUUCUUCUCUUGUCAAUAUCUCCACCAUUUAGCUCCAUUAAAAGCUCAAUAGCUCAUCACUUGAUCAGGCCUGAAAAAACUCAUCUUAAACACUCAGCUUGUCAACCAUCAAUUCACGUCUUCAUCAAAAUAUUUGGAAGGAUUCUUGUUGGGGUUUUGCAGUACAGUUUGACAAUAUCAUCAAGGGAUUGUUGAUAAAAUUUGAGAUUAGAAGUUUCAAGUUGGGAGAAAAAAAAAAAAAAAAGCGCCAACCCAAGUUCUGUUGUUCUGUGAUUAUUAGAGCCUCAAGUUUCUUUGACUGAGUUGCAACUCCAAGAUUAAGUGAUUAAACUUUGAGUCCAAGUACUUACCUUUAAUUCUCCCAUUUCUGUUGUGGAGUUCCGAAAGUGGCAGGCCAUGGAAACACUGAGAAUUUCCUGUAUUCCAACAUUACAAAUUCCAGCUGACUUUGGUAAAACCCAAUCCAAAAAAUUCACUUUCUUGGGGUAUAAGCAAACACUCACUUCAUCAUUCUCGUUAGUUGAAAGACACAAACCCUCAUUUAAGACAUUCACCACUAAAUCAUCUUCUAUUACAACUGAGACUGAAAACCCACCUGCACCACAAGUUGAAACUCAGACCCAAGAUGAAAAAUUUGACUGGUAUGCCCAUUGGUACCCGUUGAUGCCAGUUUGUGACCUUGACAGAAGGGUACCACAUGCAAAGAAAGUUCUGGGUAUUGAUGUGGUGGUGUGGUGGGACAGAAAUGAGAGUACAUGGAAGGUGUUUGACGAUGCAUGUCCUCACAGACUGGCUCCAUUAUCUGAAGGAAGGAUUGAUCAGUGGGGAAGGUUGCAGUGUGUUUAUCAUGGCUGGUGCUUUAAUGGCUCCGGUGACUGCAAGUUCAUCCCUCAGGCACCUACGGAUGGGCCUCCGAUUCACACAUCCAAAAAAGCAUGUGUAAGUGCUUAUCCAAGUACUGUGCAGAAUGGAAUGGUGUGGUUCUGGCCAAGUUCCGAUCCCCAAUACAAAGAUAUUCUUACAGAGAAAAAACCUCCCUACAUACCAGAAAUGGAUGAUCCAUCAUAUACUUGCUUGAUGGCAAAUAGAGAGAUCCCUUACGGAUAUGAGGUCUUGAUUGAAAAUUUUAUGGAUCCUGCUCAUGUUCCAUACGCACAUUAUGGAAUAAUGCAAACUCAACAACCGGAAGAGAAGGCUGAUAGAGAAGGGGGCAGACCAAUGGACUUGUAUGUUCCUAAGAUAGACAUAAAUGGUUUUACCAUAGAAGAGCGGAAUUCGGGUCAGAGUAAAUUUAUGUCACCAUGUCUGUUUUAUACAUCUCUCUUUGGUCCAAUUGACAAUAGUAAUGGGGCUGCGUCCUCGGGAAAACCGUACGGUUUUCUGAAACCACCUGGAACUGAAAAGGUCUCAUCAGCCCAAAGGGGCCAAAAGAGAGCUCUUUUAGUUUUCUUCUGCGUUCCAGUUAGUCCAGGUAAUAGCAGAAUGAUAUCGACCUUCCCAAUAAACUUUGGCAUUUCGGUUAAGAUUCUUCCGCGAUGGAUAUAUCACAUUCGACACAACCUGGUUUUGGACUCGGAUUUAUAUCUGCUUCAUCUUGAGGAACGUAGGAUAAUGGAUGCUGGUAUUACCCAGUGGCAGAAAGCCUGCUAUUUGCCAACAAAGUCAGAUGCCGCUGUCGUUGGUUUCCGAAAGUGGUUAAACAAGUAUGCGGGUGGUCAAGUAGAUUGGAGAGGCAAGUUCACUGGGGUGCUUCCCCCCACUCCUCCCAAAGAACAGUUGUUGGACAGGUACCAGUCUCAUGUGGUGAACUGCCGCAGUUGCAAUGCUGCCCACAAAGCUCUGAGCGUGCUUAAAGUCGUAUUGCAGGUCGUCUCAUUUUCUUUACUUGGGAUUGUCUCUGCAAUCAAGGAAGGAGUGCUGUCAUCAGUGGUUGCAAAAACUGCGCUACUUGCAACAGCUCUACUCUGCUUUGCAGGUUCAAAAUGGUUGGCUCAUUUUAUCUACAAAAUCUUUCACUUUCACGACUACAACCAUGCCCUUGUGUAAGAUUUACUGCUUAGCGACGUAAUGUAAUUACUGAACGCAUGGAACCAAAACUUGUUGAAAAUAAGAUGUGUAAUAGUAAGGGAAUUAUUGUGUGAAUUUGAUA